Messenger RNA from Nipponia nippon (crested ibis), 834 nucleotides. Lineage: Eukaryota; Metazoa; Chordata; Aves; Pelecaniformes; Threskiornithidae. The record is from RefSeq and is a predicted model, not a curated record.
AUGUCAGACUCUGAAGAGGUCAUCGAAGAAUAUGAGCAGUAAGACCAAGAGACCAGGGCUGUUGAAGAGGAAGAAUGGAUAGAGGAAGAAGACGGUCAGGAAGAACAGGUAGAGGAGGCAGAGGAGGAGACCGAAGAAACUAAGGCAGAAGAGGGGGACAGAGAGCAGGAGCCUGGGGAAGGUGAAGGGGGACCUGCAGGUGAAUCGAAGCCAAAACCCAAGGUCUUCAUGCCAAACCUCGUGCCUCCCAAAAUCCCAGAUGGCGAGAGACUGGAUUUUGAUGACAUCCACCGCAAACGCAUGGAGAAGGACCUGAAUGAACUGCAGGCCCUCAUCGAAGCCCACUUUGAGAGCAGGAAGAAGGAGGAAGAGGAGCUCAUCUCCCUCAAGGACAGGAUUGAACAGCGGCGAGCGGAGAGGGCAGAGCAGCAGCGGAUUCGCAGCGAGAGGGAGAAGGAGCGCCAAGCCCGCAUGGCUGAAGAAAGAGCCCGCAAAGAGGAAGAGGAGGCCCGGAAGAAGGCUGAGGAGGAAGCACGGAAGAAGAAAGCUUUCUCCAACAUGCUGCAUUUUGGAGGCUACAUGCAGAAGUCAGAGAAAAAAGGUGGGAAGAAGCAAACAGAGCGGGAAAAGAAGAAGAAGAUCCUCAGCGAACGGCGGAAGCCCCUGAACAUCGACCACCUCAAUGAAGACAAGCUGAGGGACAAGGCCAAGGAGCUAUGGCAAACCAUCCGCGAUCUGGAGGCUGAGAAAUUUGACCUGCAGGAAAAGUUCAAGCGGCAGAAAUAUGAGAUCAACGUCCUCCGAAAUCGUGUUAGUGACCACCAGAAAGUGUAA